Molecule: messenger RNA, 3560 nt
Organism: Passer domesticus (house sparrow)
Lineage: Eukaryota; Metazoa; Chordata; Aves; Passeriformes; Passeridae
Product: pre-mRNA-splicing factor SLU7-like
Exons: 1
Coding region: 1133-2842 (569 amino acids)
Biological process (GO): mRNA splicing, via spliceosome
Cellular component (GO): spliceosomal complex
Molecular function (GO): pre-mRNA 3'-splice site binding
Source: RefSeq, a predicted model, not a curated record
GUCUUUUAGAUAAUUACACAAAGAGAGGUUAAAGCAUAUAUGAAGCUGGCUAUAAAUACAGUAAUAACAUCUUAUGAAUGAUGCCUGUUAUAAAAUUAGUAAAUUCACGUCACUUAAUCAAUACACCAUGUAACCAUGUUGUUAGGGAGUUGAGAUAAAACCUUUCUAGAUAGUCAUGUAACUAUGACAGCAGAAUGAAACAAAGAAAAGCACUGAAACAGCUCACAAUCAAUAACAGCCAUAAUGUAGAAUCAUCACUGACUCUUCUGUGUUGUCUAUGGAAGACAAAACAGCAGAGAUUGUAACAAGCAACAGAAUCUUUGAUAAAAUCAAGGGUGAACACCCUGUACCUUCUUUAUCCACAAACAAGUGUUUACCAGUGUUUCAUCACAGAUGUUUUAGUCAGAGUCAUCUCUUAAAAGAAAGCAACUAUACAUCUUACAAUGCAGAAAAGUGAUAUUUAACUGUCUUAAAUUGCAAUGCAAGAUGUAACCAGGAGUAUGUGUUCUAUCACCAGCUGUGAAAAACAGGUGGGGCAAUUUUCUUUAUGUCUUCCAGGACCCAUCCUCCCUCCAGGAGAUCUCUUCUGUUAAUGGGCCAUUAAUUACGAAUUAUCUUCUGUUAAUGGGCCAUUGAGUGUCACUGCAUGGCUGAUAAAAUUACAUCAUCCCAUUGUGAGAAGCUCCACGCAGGGGGAGGAGCCAAGCAUUCCUACCUGGAUAUAAUCUGAGGUUUGGAACACCACAGCCACCUUUUCCCACUGCAUUCCCAGAGGGAGACCAGACCCUUCUAGGCCUCCACUGGACCUUCAGAGGAAAACUCCACCCUUCUGCAGGAUCCCUGCUCUACCAGAACCACAGCUGGCACUGCAGGAGGGCUGCAGCCACCACCCUGACCUGGAGAGGCUGUCAGGGCCUGUUCAGGCUUUGUCUGCUUCAGCUGUGAAAUUUUUUUUACUGUUAUCUAAUUAUUUGUAAUCUAAAUAACUGCUGCUGAUAAAAUUCAAGGUUAUAGGACAUAGUUAAGAACUUAAAAUUAAUUGCUGUAAAUAAUCUUGGGAGGAGAGCCACAGGCCCACAGGGGAGAGGGGUGUUGUGGGGUGGUGCUGUGGCCCAGCAGGAAGAAAUCCAAAAUGUUCUCAGAUGCAGGAGUGGCAAAUAACGUGAGCCUGGAGGAACCAAAGAGGAUGACGAGGGAAGAUUGGAGGAAAAAGAAAGAAUUAGAAGAGCAGAGAAAACUUGGAAAUGCACCUGCUGAAGUGGAUGAAGAAGGAAGAGAUAUCAACCCUCACAUUCCUGAGUACAUCUCCUCAGUACCAUGGUACAUAGAUCCUUCUAAGAGACCCACACUGAAGCAUCAGAGACCUCAGCCAGAGAAGCAGAAGCAGUACAGCUCCUCUGGAGAUUGGUACAAACGAAGCGUUGAGGAGCACCCUGCGGCCACGAGGUACCGCAAAGGAGCCUGUGAGAACUGCGGGGCACUGACACACAAAAAGAGAGACUGCAUGGAGAGACCCAGGAAAGCUGGAGCCAAACACACAGGCAUGAAUAUUGCCCCAGAUGAGCACGUGCAGCCUCAGCUGAUGUUUGGUUACGAUGGGAAGCGAGACCGGUGGAAUGGUUAUGACCCAGAGGAGCACAUGAAAACUGUUGAGGAAUAUUCCAAGGUUGAUUUGGCCAAAUGUGCACUGAAAGCACAGAAGCUUCAGGAGGAGCUGGCAUCAGGGAAGCUGGAGCAACUGAACUCCCCAAGACACCAGAGGGGACAAGAGGGAUCAAAUUCACAGACAGAAAGAGAUCAUAGCAGUGAAGAUGAAGACAAACACGCAGAAGACAUUGAUACGUCUGGGCAGAACUUCGACUCCAAAAGACGCAUCACAGUCCGAAAUUUACGUAUUCGGGAAGAUACUGCUAAAUACCUGAGGAACCUAGAUCCAAACUCUGCUUAUUAUGAUCCCAAAACAAGAGCAAUGAGGGAGAACCCUUAUGGCACCACAGGCAAGAAUCCAGAUGAAGUUGGUUAUGCAGGUGACAACUUUGCUCGCUACACAGGCGAUGCCAUUUCAAUGGCACAGACUCAGCUCUUUGCCUGGGAGGCUUGUGACAAAGGCUCUGAAGUUCAUCUUCAAGCAGAGCCUACAAAAUUAGAGCUCCUUUAUAAAUCCUUCAAAGCGAAAAAAGAAGAUUUGAAGGCCCAGCAGAAAGAAAACAUCCUAGAGAAGUACGGAGGACAGGAACAUUUAGAUGCCCCCCCAGCUGAACUGCUGUUAGCUCCAACAGAAGAUUAUGUGCAGUAUUCUAGGCAUGGAACAGUCAUCAAAGGGCAGCAGAAAGCUAUUGCUUGCUCUAAGUAUGAGGAGGAUGUGAAGAUCAACAACCAUACAUGUAUUUGGGGUUCCUACUGGAAAGGCAGGUGGGGUUACAAGUGCUGUCACUCCUUUGUCAAGCACUCCUACUGUACAGGGGAAACUGGGAAAGAAAUUGCUGAUACAGAGGCAAGUUUAAUGGAAGAGCAGCCUGAGGAGGAAGAACACAUGACAAAACCCAAAACACUGAUGGAGAUCCACCAAGAGAAAGAGAAAGGGAAGAAAAAUAAGAAGAACAAGAAGAGCUCAAAUUCUGACAGUGAGGGUGAAGAGAAAAAGAAGAAAGAAAAACUAAAAAAGGCUCUAAAUGCUGAAGAGGCUCGACUUCACAUCAAAGAAAUCAUGCAGUUAGAUGAGAGGAAGAGACCCUACAACAGCCAGUAUGAAGGCAGGGAGCCAACAGAGGAGGAGAUGGAGGCCUACAGAAUGAAAAGGCAGAGACCUGAUGACCCCAUGGCCUCUUUCCUUGGGCAGUAAUCACAGGAGGCAUCACUCCUGUACACAAAGCUUUUCUCACAGUUGUUUGUGACUCUCUAGACACUUAAUUUUGCACAUGUCUGAAAUGGCAGAAACCUUUUAUGCUCUGAAUAAAUUUGUGAAAGCUUCUUUCAGCAGACAUGAGCAGUCCAGUAGUUAGUGGAGUUUUGUAAAUGUGUAUGUGUACAAAUACAGGCACAUAUAUACACACAUAGAUAACAUAUGCAUAGAUAAAACACAUACUCUUUAAGUCCUUGAAGGAGCUCUGACUGAAAUCCUACAUUUAUUUGGCCAAUUAAUAUAUCUAUAUAUAGAGAGAUAUUUGACCAACUAAUGCAUAAAGUUCCAAUACAGUAAAACUGACUAGUCAGAAGAAAUGGUCAGCAGGUGUCAAUAUAGAACAAAAAUAGUUGACAAAAAUUGACACAACUACUACUAGAGCUUCUUACUUGUAUAGCCUGUCCCAUGACUGUAAAAGAAUAUAGAGUUUCUUGAUCACUUUGCAAUGGAAUAUCCCUGUCAGAGCUGGAAAAUGAAAUUUCAAAAAUCAAGCAGCAGCAUGGGGGAGCAAAUGGAGAAUAUCCAGCAACACUUUCAGUGACUUAAUCCCAGCUUGUCUGGAUUAAGACAUUCUUGUGCAGCACAUGUUAAAAGCUACAAUCCAGACACUUUGGAGACAUUGUCUGUAGACACCUCUAGUUGCAGUUUUGUGAAUUAA